AUGGGCGACUGGAGUUUCCUGGGCAACAUCUUGGAGGAGGUGAACGAGCACUCCACGGUCAUUGGGCGCGUGUGGCUCACGGUGCUGUUCAUCUUCCGCAUCCUCAUCCUGGGCACGGCGGCCGAGUUCGUGUGGGGCGACGAGCAGUCGGACUUCGUGUGCAACACGCAGCAGCCCGGCUGCGAGAACGUGUGCUACGACGAGGCCUUCCCCAUCUCGCACAUCCGCCUGUGGGUGCUGCAGAUCAUCUUCGUGUCCACGCCGUCGCUCAUGUACGUGGGCCACGCCGUGCACCACGUGCGCAUGGAGGAGAAGCGCAAGGACCGCGAGGCCGAGGAGCUGUGCCAGCAAGCGCGCGCCGACGGCGGCGGCGGCGGGGCGGAGCGCGCGCCCCUGGCCCCGGACCAGGGCAGCAUCCGCAAGAGCAACAGCAGCAGCAAGGGCACCAAGAAGUUCCGGCUGGAGGGCACGCUGCUCCGGACCUACGUGUGCCACAUCAUCUUCAAGACCCUCUUCGAGGUGGGCUUCAUCGUCGGCCACUACUUCCUCUACGGCUUCCGCAUCCUGCCCCUGUACCGCUGCAGCCGCUGGCCCUGCCCCAACGUGGUGGACUGCUUCGUGUCCCGGCCCACCGAGAAGACCAUCUUCAUCCUGUUCAUGCUGUCCGUGGCCUUCGUCUCGCUCUUCCUCAACAUCAUGGAGAUGAGUCACCUGGGUCUCAAGGGGAUCCGGUCGGCCUUCAAGAGACCCGUGGAGCAGCCGCUGGGCGAGAUCCCGGAGAAGUCCCUGCACUCCAUCGCCGUCUCCUCCAUCCAGAAAGCCAAGGGCUACCAGCUCCUGGAAGAAGAGAAGAUCGUCUCCCACUAUUUCCCGCUGACCGAGGUCGGCAUGGUGGAGACCAGCCCGCUGUCCGCCAAGCCUUUCGGUCAGUUUGAGGAGAAGAUGGGCGCAGGGCCCCUGACGGACAUGUCUCGGGGUUACCAAGAGACCCUGCCUUCUUACGCUCAGGUGGGAGCCCCCGAAGUGGACGCGGAGGAGCCGCCCGCCGAGGAAGGUGCAGAAGCCGAAGCGGCAGGGGAGAAGAGGCGCGAAGCAGAGAAGGCCACCCCGGAAGGGCAGGAGAUGGUCGCGGUGGUGCCCGAGGGCGAGAAAGCAGAGACCCCUGGAGUGGGCAAGGAAGGUGAGAAGGAAGAGGCGCCGGCUGAAAAGGUAACGGCCGCCAAGCAAGGGCUGUCAUCCGAGAAGGCACCUGCUCUGUGUCCCGAGCUGACGGCCGACGACACCAGGCCCCUGAGCAGGCUGAGCAAAGCCAGCAGCCGAGCCAGGUCAGAUGACCUCACCAUAUGA
This is a messenger RNA of Jaculus jaculus (lesser Egyptian jerboa), 1347 nucleotides long. RefSeq names its product gap junction protein alpha 8 (gene Gja8). The coding region runs from base 1 to 1347 and encodes 448 amino acids. The transcript has a single exon. The record is from RefSeq and is a predicted model, not a curated record. NCBI's taxonomy places the organism in Eukaryota, Metazoa, Chordata, Mammalia, Rodentia, Dipodidae. Gene Ontology annotation, biological process: cell communication. Gene Ontology annotation, cellular component: connexin complex.